This is a messenger RNA of Saccharomycodes ludwigii, 4053 nucleotides long. RefSeq names its product cytoskeletal protein-binding protein SLA1 (gene SLA1). NCBI's taxonomy places the organism in Eukaryota, Fungi, Ascomycota, Saccharomycetes, Saccharomycodales, Saccharomycodaceae. The transcript has a single exon. Gene Ontology annotation, molecular function: protein-macromolecule adaptor activity; identical protein binding; cytoskeletal protein binding. The record is from RefSeq and is a predicted model, not a curated record. Bases 1 to 4053 code for a protein of 1350 amino acids. Gene Ontology annotation, cellular component: nucleus. Gene Ontology annotation, biological process: regulation of actin filament polymerization; actin cortical patch assembly.
AUGACUUCAUUUUUGGGUGUGUAUAAGGCUGUAUACUCUUAUCAACCAACAACACCUGAUGAAUUGGCAAUCAAUGAAGGUGAUAUAUUAUAUCUUUUGGAAAAAUCAACAGUUGAUGAUUGGUGGACAGUAAAGAAAAGAGUGAUUGGCACAGAUGUUACAGAACCUGUUGGGUUGGUUCCAAAUAAUUAUGUAGAACCAAUGCAACCUAUCGGCCAAACUGUUGCUCUAUAUGACUAUUUACAAGUUCAGAAUCCCGAAGAAGAGCUAAAAUUUAAAGAAGGCGAUGUCUUUGACUUAUAUGAUGAAAAUGAUCCCGAUUGGUUGCUAUGUAAGAAUGUAACUAACAACGAAUAUGGAUUUGUACCAGGUAAUUAUGUCGAAAAGAGAAUUCCCGGAGCCGCACCAACUCCUGCUGCUGCUGCUUCUAUGACCAAACCACUUCCUGUUGUGACUACACCUGCAAAUGCAAUUUCUUUCCCCCCACCACCACAGAGGAUUGAUAGACCAAGCACUUCUAGUAUUACUCCCAUUACAUCCGAUGUAGUCAUUCAUGAAAAUGAUCAGGCACAACAAGGUUACAACACUGGUGCUUAUGAGGAUGAUGACUUUGCUCUACCACCUCCAAAACCGGCUAGACCCAAUGGUAACAACCAAGAAGAUGAUUUUCUCCCUGCUAAACCAGCUAGACCUGUUUCAAUGGCACCAAGUGAUAAUAUAUAUGGCAAUGAUGAUGUCAAUAAUGCGGAUCCCUAUAAUAGAAAUAUUAACGCGGCAAGCACUCAAUUUCACAGUUGGAUUAUUCAAGAAAUUUUAGGUCGUAAAAAGGUAAAGUGUAAAUUAGCUAUAGGCAAUAACACUAUUUUCUACACCUCAUCUAAUGCCGAUUCAGUCCCUGAACAAUGGAAUGUUGCCGAUUUAGUUAGUUAUGAUAAUGAAAAGAAACAUUUAUUCUUGGAGUUCACUAACCCACCAGCUAGUUUAGAAUUCCAUACUGGCAAUAGUAAAGUUGCUGAUGAGAUUGUUGCUGUUUUGGGCGAGUUGAAGGGUGUCUAUUCUUCUGCUGGUUUAAAAGAAGUCCAAAACGCUACUGCUUCAGGUAAAAAAGCUGGUGGUUUUGGAAAUGGGAGCAAAAAACAAGCUAAAGUGCUUGAAGACUUUAUUGCUGAAGCGCCAAAGGAAAUAUCCGUCACAUCAGGAGAAGUGGUUAAUGUUAUUGACGAUACCUCUUCUAAAAAUUGGACGUUGGUUGAAAUUGUUGAUACUGGUGAAAGAGGUCUGGUUCCAGCAGAUUUUUUGCAUAAUGUUAGCCAAUUGUCUUCUAUGAUGGGUAGUUUGAAAAACAAGUUUACUUCUGCCUCAGUCUCAAGAAGGAAAUCAAUUUUCUCCAAGAAGAAGCCUACUGACAGCAGUUGGAAAGAUGAUGCUGGUCAAGAUUAUGAAGGGUCAAAUAUCAACAAUACUAGGGAUCGUUCUUCUUCUAAUGCCAAUAAAAGGUCCCGUGCCAGAUCAUUUUCAAGAAGCGAUAACAACAACAACAACAACAACAACAAUACUGCUGCUAGAGAUGAAAAUGAUUCUAAAAAAUCCAAACAAUAUCCUAAUCCUGCUAAGACACGUAUGUGGAUGGAUAGAACCGGUUCCUUUAAAGUUGAAGCUGAAUUUGUUGGUUGUGCUGAGGGUAAGAUCCAUUUGCAUAAAGUUAAUGGGGUUAAAAUUGCUGUUCCUGCAGAAAAAUUGAGUGAUAGCGAUUUAUGCUAUGUAGAAAAAGUCACUGGGUUCUCUUUAGAUAGGUACAAAUCUUCCUUAAGUAACGAUUCUGACAAUGCACCUGUUUCUAAUGGUGGUAAUAAUAGUGGGAAUAAUGUUAAUACUGCCGGUAUGUCUGCAAUUGAUAAAGAACGUGAAAGAAGAAGAAGGGCUAAAGACCGCGAAGAGCGUGAAAAGGAUAAACAAUUGAGAGAACAGGAAUUAACUGAGCUAAGAAAAGCUAGUCAGUUAUUGGAUCAACAGAGAGAAGAUUUAAGGUAUGAAAAGGAACAGCAAGAACGCCAAAGAAGGAUGCAGGAAUCUACAGAAGCCAGAGAGUUACCUCCUGCUAAACCACCAAGACCAAGCACCGCUGCUAGUACACCCUCUGUAUCUUCUUCCAACGGAAAACCCAAAUAUGACUGGUUUGAGUUUUUUUUAAACUGUGGUGUGGAUGUAAACAGCUGCCAACGUUAUACUAUUAAUUUUGAUAGAGAAAGUUUGACCGAAGAUAUGCUACCAGAGAUUACUGCAGGAAUGCUAAGAACGUUGGGUUUGCGUGAAGGUGAUAUUAUUAGAGUCAUGAAGUACCUAGACAACAAAUUUGGUAGAAUCCAAGAACAACAACCACAACCUAGCCAAACAUCUGCUGCUGGUGGCAUGUUCUCUGCUCCUGAUGGCUCUUUGAAAAUUAACAAAACUGGUGGUGCUAAUUUACCAACAGAAAAAGUUAGAGAUUCUUUAUUGCCUACUGCCAAUGCCAGUGAGCAAAAGUCGGAUGCUGUAUCUGCAACCAUUGACGACCGUGCUUGGACUGUUAAGCCUGCUGCCGCCACUGCUGCUACCACUGCUCCUGCAGCGCUAAAGUCGGAAUUUCAAAAUUCAAUGCAAGAUUUGUUGGACCUAAAACCUCUAGAGCCUGCAAAGGCCCCAACUCCAAUUCCAUUAAAAGAAUUAGAAGCUAUCAAAACAGGAACCCAGUCAGCACAAGAGCCAAAAUAUACUCCUACUGCUACUGUGAACAAUCCGCCAGAAACUUCUUUAUCUCCUGUCAAAACCGGCGGGAUUGCUCCUUUGAAUCCAUUUAAAACCGGUGGUAACAACAUUUUGCCCAUUAUGGUCAUGCCUAUUGUUACCGGCGGUGUUGGCAUGAUGCCACAAACUACGUUUGGUACAUUAAACCCUGCAUUAACCGGUGGUGCCUUUAAUCCUGCAUUAACCGGUGGUGUUUUAAACCCUGCAUUAACUGGUGGUGCCUUAAACCCUGCGUUAACUGGCGGUGCCUUAAACCCUGCGUUAACUGGCGGUGCCUUAAACCCUGCGUUAACUGGCGGUAUGCCUCAAACCACUUUUGGUGCAUUGAAACCCAUAGCAACCGGUGGAAAUGCUGUUAUUUUGCCCGUUCAAAAAACUGGCGGUGGAUUGGUUCCUAUUAAUACCGGUGGCUUGAUGCCACAAACAACCUUUGGUGCUAGUGCCCCUCAAGUAACCGGUGGUUUACCUCAACCAUCUUUUGCCAAUAAUUUUGCUGUUUCUUCGCAGCUAACUGGUGGCGCCAAUGGUACAAUUCCACAAACUUCAUUUACUAAUAACAACUUAGCAUUUCAACAGAGGACGGGUGGUGCGAUGCCACAAACUUCUUUUGGUCAAAGUGCAGUUGCUCCUGUACUAACCGGUGGACUACCUCAAACGACAUUUGGCAAUACUAUGAACCCUGUCUUAACAGGGGGUGCUUCAGCUUUGACUGGCGGUGCUAAUAUAAUGCCACAGACUUCCUUUGGGGUUCCGCUUCUAACUGGCGGCGCAAAUAUUAUGCCACAAACAUCUUUUGGUGCUCUUACGACAAAUGGUAAUAUGAAUCCAGCUUUAACUGGAGGCAUGAACCCAGCUUUUACUGGUGGUAUGAAUCCAGCUUUUACUGGUGGUAUGAAUCCAGCUUUCACUGGUAAUAUGAAUCCAGCCCUAACUGGAGGCAUGAACCCAGCCUUAACCGGCGGCAUUAUGGCUCCUCAAGCUACAAACACCGGAUUUGUUCCUCAAUCUAAUUUUGGCAUAACAUUACAAAAAACAGGGGGUAUUGCCCCAAUGCCGCAAACAUCUUUUGGUACAUCACAAGUUGGUGGCGGUGUUAACAAUGACCUGUCUGCAUCACUGUCAAAUAUGAACAUUUAUAAUCAUCAACAACCCAUUCAGUCUCAACCAACAGGGUUCGGCUUUGGGAAUGGCCCACAACAGCAACAGCAACAACAACAGCAAGCCAAUUUAUUUAAUGCUACUCCAGAUAAUCCAUUUGGAUUUCAGUAG